Messenger RNA from Strigops habroptila (Kakapo), 4507 nucleotides. RefSeq names its product centromere protein Q (gene CENPQ). The record is from RefSeq and is a predicted model, not a curated record. Lineage: Eukaryota; Metazoa; Chordata; Aves; Psittaciformes; Psittacidae. The transcript has 9 exons. Bases 23 to 1060 code for a protein of 345 amino acids.
AGUGGGGGCGGGCUACGGGCUCAUGACAGACCCCGGCCCCGGCGGCCCCCCGCUACCUGCUGUCCACCCCGUAGCUGGCACCCGAAGCCCGCGCGGCACCGCGCUUGCGCGUGAGGCGGCAAGGCGCAUGCGCACGGAGCACCGCCCUCCGUGCGGGAGGCGGGAACGAGCAGUGCGCGGGCAGAACGGUUUGAUAACGGCUCGGAGGUGGAGCGCGGGAACGGCGGGAGCGAGUAAAAUGGGGAAGACCGCUGGUAGGGGAUCAGCAAAAAAACCACUUAAAUCACAAAGUCAAGAAAGGCCUUCCAGCAAGAAAAAGGGAACAGAUACAGAAGGAAGAAAACAAGGUCAAAAAAGAAAGCAGGUCACUCAGUCAGUCAAAAGGAAAGCUAAGGAAGACAGCGAUUAUUCCCCUUCAGGAGGAAAAGGUUCUUUAAAAAAAAUGAAGCUAACCAAUGCUAAAAUAGGAUCUUGGAAGACUCUCUCAGAGAGCAGUAGGCAGUUUCUGGAAACUGUAAUGGAUUCAAUAAUACUAUCUGUUUUGUGCCAACAAAGGGAGAGAAAAGGUGAUGUUCAGGAGCACCUCAAUUUAGUGAAAGAAAGAGCGCUGAGAUGUUUCCAGACGUUAAAAGUGCCUCCAGGGAAGCUGGGCAACCUGAAGAAUGUCUUGAGCCUUCAGAUGGCAGAGAAAAAAAAGCUUAAGACAAACGAAGAGUCAUUGGUACAAUUGCAGGAAGAAAUAAAUGAAGCUAAGCAAUUAGCAGACUGUUCUGAAGAAAAUAUACAGCAACUGCAGUACAAAAUCCAGGUGCUCAAGAAUCAGUUAGAGGAAGAUGAAAAAAAGGCCAAGAAGGUAUUCCAAGAAAAUGGCAGUGGAGCACUCCAUCUUCCAGAACUCCCCAAGUGCAGUUUACAAGCACCCACUUUGCAGGAAGAAAUUUUAAAGAUGAAAAAUCAGAAAGGUCUUUUAAAGGAUAUGAACACUAUUCAGCAGUCAGCUGACUUGAAGAACUUUUUAACCCUAAUUGAAAAGACCUAUGAGAAGGUGGACUUCCUCUGAAAGACCAAAAUAUACAUAUAUAUAUAUAUACAUAUAUAUAUAUCUCAAAUAGAAAGGAAAAAAAAAAAAUCUGUUAUAUUUCUAUAUGGAACCUCUUUUGAAGAAGAUGAUAAUCUGAGCCAGCGCUCUGUGUUACUGUAUAGCAGCGGGAUGUUGAUCAUGGAAACAGUAUAUUCUUCCUAAUGGCUUUACAGUUGUGACUGCUGAAUUUCUCUUUCUAUGAAUACUGGUAUAUGAAUACGUAGAGGCAUUCUGGGACUCUAGUGAUUUAAGUGAUCGAUCAAGGUUUUGGGGUUGGGUUUCUUUUUUUGGACCUGUGAUGACUUCUAAUGAUGAUAUAUACUGUCUUAGGAGAAGGGAGGGAAGUGGAUCCUGGGUUUGGGCAUUUUUAUAGAAUAAGUAACAUAUUAUAUUUGGACAUUUAUAUCACAUCUCUAAAACAGUGCAGGUACUAUCUCUUGCCAAACUAACCUUUGUUUUGGAGUUAAAUCCACUUUAAACUUGAAACACAGAUUUAAAAUAUGAUUAUCUGAUGCUCAGUUGCAAAUCUUCAGUUCAACUUCCUUACCACUUUUAAAUAAAAAACUCCAUGGUAGGGAACUGAACAAUUAGAUAUCAAAUAUACAGGAUUUUUUUACAUUUUCAUAUUCAUUGCUUAAACCAGGUGGGUGAUAUCUUUUUUUUUUCUUUUUUUUUUUUUUUCUGUUUGUUGUGUUUUUUUAAUUUUUUUUAUGUGUGUAUAUAUAUGUCAAUGCAGAUGGUUGGGAAAGCAGGUAAGAACAUUAUAGAGCAAAGCUGUAAUCUCAGAAUUGUGUACUCACUUUAUAUUUUAUUAACUAACUGUCAGAUAUUCUUCAGCUUCAGAGGAAGAAAAUAAAGUCAAAAGUCUUUUUCCCCAUGCACUUUAAUCUCUCUCCUAUUUUUUCCAUGAUAGAGCUUCUCCCUUAAAAGAUUAAGUGCCUUCUCCAGUGAAAUUAUCUGCUAGAAGACAGCAGUGCUCUUUAUGUUGACUUAACCCUUGAAACGCUUGUUCUUUUGUUUACAAGCUGCUGGUACUCCUGAUGAGACAUGAGCUAAUUACCUCUAUUCUCCUAUGAGAGAUUAAAAGCCUCUCUGUAGUUGCUACAUGUAGGAUCAAGAAAGCCAGACUAAGUACUUGUUUGGUUCAUACUUGCUUUGUAUCACAUAAAAAGAUAUAUAAAUAUUUAGAAAUGUUUAAUAAAGUUUUGGUCAAGGACAAGGGGAACAUUUACUGACAUAACCACUACUCACUGUAGCUUAACCCAGAUUGUGGGUUAAGGAUUUUCCUGCAUGCCAGCUAUAUUGAUUUUUGUUCAGCAAAGAUAGAUAUACUUCUUUGCUUUCAUGAAGGGUGAUUUACUUGCAAACAAUUUACUAUGUGGGUUUUGAACUUCAUGAACCACAUAGAUACCGUCUUUUCUUUUUAAAAAGAAAGUAAGGAUUAUUUGUUUUCAAUCUGGAAGUACUUGAGGUGUAAGAACUGUCCUUAAGUAAAAAUAGGUAAAAGUAGCUGUAUAUUCAAACACAUAUCAAUGUUGCCUUUAGCUACAGUUGCAUGUAUGCUUAUGUGCUGUGGCACAAAGGCAAUUUUCCUCUUGAUAAUGGUGAGCAAAUGGAGUAUAAGAUUCAAGAAAAUUUGAUAAAAGGGCAACUACAGUAAAGAGAAUGAAUUUACGUAGUAUUGCACUUUCAGGUGGAGUUUGGUUUAAUACAUGUCAUCUUGACCUGGGUUGAAGUUUAGACGGAGAGAGCACAUCACAAAUGCUCAUUGACCGCAUAGUGGGAGAGUAGGAAGAAAAAUAAGGCUUACACAAGCAAUAUCUUUGGGGCAUGCUUCCUCUCUGUGAUGAGCAGAUUUCCAAUGAUGUGUAAAGACUUUGGUUUGGGGAAAAUUCUCUCUGCAAUGUCUAUUCCAGAAACUUCCUAUUUUUCAUAGUCAGUAGAAGAAUCAGGACAAGCAAUAAAUACAAAUGAGGUGACCAUCAUCAUGCUCAUUGAGCAUGAUCAUCACUAUGCACCCCAUAGUGAUCACACAGUAGACAAUGAUGUUCAUUGCACCAGUACUCAGUGGAUGAGCCCUGAUGUAUCUGGAUGGCAUCCUGAGGAUGCUGGGCCUGAACCAAGAGUACCACUCAAAUCCCCUGCUGCCUAUGGGGAGACAGCAGAGGCUUGAAGCAGCAUCAAUCUAGGGCUGUUUUGGUUCUCAGUCAGUUUUAACUUCCUUUUACUGUUGCCAGGCAGUGGAAGCCCUUUGAUGGCUGAAAUUUGCAGACAGUGUUUAUGCAAUGUUUAAUAGCAAGUCAGAAAGUUCAUUACAAAAGCACCAUCUAUUUGCUGUGGGUGCAUGCUUUAUUUACUGAGAUAAAUGUGUUUUGUUUAAGGUUAAUAGGAGCAAGAAAUGCAAACAUCUGAUUUGCUUUGAGUACUUUAAUGAUAUGAGAAAGAACAACUUCAGGAAAUGAAAUAUGAUCACCAACCUCUAGUAACUUUUCUACAGUGAUUCCCUCUUUCAAACCUUGCCUUAGUGGAACUCCAUCUAUUUUCAUAAAUGUUUUUAACAUUUAAAAUUCAGGGGCAGAGAAUGAAGAAAAUAUUUUUAUUCCUGGUAAAGCUAAUUAAAAAAAUAUCAGGGUAAUUUUCCCUUCCAUCUAACACCUUUGUUAAUCCAGAAACUAAAAUAAACGGAUCUAGAUGAGAAGUUAACUACUCAUUGUAAAAAUUAGAGUAGAAGAAUUCAAGAGAAAGGCAAAUUUGGCUGUGAAAACAAAAAUGCUGCAACCACUGAUGUAAUUUUUGGAUUCUCAUUUUCACUUUUGAGUCUUUAAUCAUUAGUCUCUAUCUAGCAGUCUACAUUUGAACACUCGUAGAUGUUUGAAGUAUCUGUAAUAUCUGAGGCAUGAACAAGGGGCUUAUAUGGCACAGGACCUGUCCCCCUAUAGCCUGGCAGCUGAAAGCCAAACAAGAUCUGAGGGUAUCUAAGAUGGUGCUAGAGGCUUGGGAUUAAAGCAAUUGAAUUAUGCUCUGUAUAUCAACUUUAAAGUGGAUUGCAUUUCUUAAUAAUAUUUAAUUAUUUACAGCUGAAUGAUCGGAAUCUUGUUUGGGUAAGGAGAUGAAGGCAUGGGGAAAGUGUUGAUGUGAACAGACACCACCACCACAUCCCCCCAAACCGUGGGAAUCAGGGCAAAUGAAAAGCAAUGUUCAGUGUCUGAUUUGAGUAGAAGGAAUGAAUGUCUUGCUUCAACACCAACGCUCAGAGGAAACUGCAGGACAGGGAAUAUUGUUCUUUCAGUGCCAAGUAAAAUAGCCAACCUAAGACAAGCUGCGCUUUAAGGCAUACUAUGGAAGGUCAGCACUGACUACUGUCUAUGCAGAGGCAGGGACAGAGUGCUUCUGAACAGGGCAAGGAUUAGGGAGAAGAGCCAAGGA